UCUACGUCGUAAUAUUGGUAGAUUACAGUAUGCGGAUACGAUAAAUUAUUUCAGUGCAUUAUAGUAAUAUAAUAGGAAUAAUAUAGCCAUGGCAGUAAGUCGGGAAGGAAUAUUGUCUUAUUGCGCGGCCGCUGUGGGCUUCCGAUUAAUCAGCUCAGCUUUUAACUUUUAUUACGUCAAAGUGUUUCUCAAUAUAUAUCAUAUCAAAGAAUAUUGGUUUCAGGUCGCUCAAGUGUCAUAUCUAAUUUGGAAUGCAAUAAACGACCCAUUGUUUGCCUAUAUCCAAGACAGUACAAAUUGGAAAUUUACCAAAACCAGACGAGAAAGCAUUCUUUAUUGUGGACCAUUAUUUGCGCUUUCUUUUCUGGUACCAUGGAUCCCAUGGGGAGACAGCAAUACGAUUGUUGGCCUGCAUUUAAUUGCCUCCCUCUUUCUUUGGGAUACUAUGUUUACCUUCAUGGGUCUUGCUAUGUGUUCACUAUUUACCGAAUUAUCACAGGAACCGGAGGAUAGAAUAGCUCUCACUCGUUAUGCACAAAUCGCAAGCAUCAUUGGGAGUCCUAGCAUUAUGUUGCUAGAAUUCACAUCAGAUAAUUUACAAUAUUUCCGAGCUUUUCAAAUGACAACUGUUCUCAUUGCUGUUUGCUCUUGGUUGCUUUUUUUGUAUUCCGGACUUCAUGCUCAUACAAAGUAUGAUUUGAAGAAAAUGAAAAACGAAGAUGCAGACAUCUCUCAUGAGAAAAAUAUGAAUGAAUCUUUUUGGAAACAGUCUUGUCAGAUUUUAUCAGACAGGAACUUUAUAGCGUUUGUAAUUACUAACUUUUUUCAUGGAUUGCAUAAGGCAUUUCUCUCAGGCUUUAUGGUUAUAGUAUGUGACCAACUUAUAUCUGAUGAAGUCAUUUCUGCAAGCAUUCGAAAGACCUUCUACGGUGCAAUAGGAAUAAUUUCUACAGUAAUUGUGAUUAUUGGAGCACCAUUACUUCGGAAAUAUUCCUACUUCAAGGUGAUAAGAUGUAGUUAUGUUUAUACUGUGUUGGCAGGGUUGGUUAUGUUUUGCAUUGGCCAAAAUCAUCCAUGGUGUUUGAUGCUGUUCCUUCUAAUGGAUAGUUGUGCAUCAGGUGCUACUUUUGGUCUUUUUAAUAUGCCACUAGCAGACAUAGCUGAUGAAAACAAAAGAAAGUAUAUGAGAAAGCAUCCUAUAUCAUCAAUGGUUUUCGGAACAAAUGCAUUGAUAACUAAGCCCGCCUUUUCAUUGUCACCAAUGUUUGCUGUUGCAAUAUUAAAUUCAUAUGGAUAUAACGAACUAAAAGAUAAGACAACCGUAGCUACAGCAGAACUAAAACAGGUUAUGUUUACACUAAUUUGUUGGUAUCCAAUUAUUGUUGGAAUUAUCCAGUUUACUUCAUGGUCAUUUUACCGUGUUAGGUCAAACAAAGACGAAAUCAGUCUGUAAAGUUGUGUAUAUUAUCUGAACUUAUUCUUGUAUUCAGAGAUACUCUUUAUUGGUUCAAAUACGAAGAGUGUGCACAUAGACAAUAAAUACAAUAAUGCUAUUAAAACAGACUUGUUGUUUUAAAAGUUUUGUAGAUACUUUAUUUUUCUCUAUAAUAUAGAUUUUCUUUGUAUAAAUAAACUGAUAAAUCAUGA
Messenger RNA from Mytilus trossulus (common blue mussel), 1647 nucleotides. Its product is annotated as transmembrane protein 180-like. The record is from RefSeq and is a predicted model, not a curated record. The coding region runs from base 89 to 1453 and encodes 454 amino acids. The transcript is spliced from 4 exons. Lineage: Eukaryota; Metazoa; Mollusca; Bivalvia; Mytilida; Mytilidae.